UUGUUACAGGACAUGUUAGCAGACUCCAGAAGUGCACCAUCCGCAAAAAUGUUUUGACGUCAACCAACAAUGAUCCGGGGGGUGACGUGAACAUGGCUUGCUAUGUCUACCUCCAGAAGGUUCUAGACAUGGACAGAGAGUGCAGAGAAGAUAACGAGUGAUGAUAAAAAUGGAGAGGUUGCGGAUGGAGAUCCUUUGGGUUGCUGCUAUCAUUCAGUUUGCAAUGUGUACCACGGCAACAAACGAUAUCUCAACCUCAGCCCAGACGGACUCGGGCGCAUACGCGUGGAGUGCGUGGGGUACUUGGAGUCCGUGUUCGAGGACCUGCGGCGGUGGCGUCGCCGUCGAAAAGCGCGAGUGCUUGCCCAGGCCUGGCUCCACUAAUACGAUGCUUCCAAUGCCAACCGUGCGGGUAUCCAGGCAAACCCGCGGCGCGGACUGUGUCGGGGUCGCGAGGCGAUAUCACCAGUGCAAUAUGGCUCCAUGUCACUCCGGGGUCACGAGUGCAACAGACAUGCGAGCUGAGCAGUGCUCGGCGUAUGACCGCCGGCCGUUCCGGGGGCGGUUUUACACCUGGGUCCCUUAUAUAGACGGCGAUUCUCCAUGCACCCUGAACUGCAGACCUCUUGGAAAGCAUUUCUACGCUUCACUGGCCUUGGUGGCGGAUGGGACUCCCUGCACCAGGCCCGGUCUCCGAGCCAUUUGUGUCCAGGGGUCUUGUAAGGUUGUGGGUCACGAAGCGGUGCUAGCAGGCAACACACAUGACAUGCGGUGCGGUCGCCGACUAGUCUCUGGCUUGUUCUCCCGGCCUAGACUGCCGCUCGGCUACUCCUACGUAACCACUGUGCCACGCGGGGCCUGCCGUCUCAACGUCACAGAGAUAAUAUCUAGCGAGAAUUAUAUUGCUCUAAAAAUCACAAAUGGAUCAUACAUAAUGAACGGAGAGUUUGCUGUGAGCACUCCAGGAACAUAUGACGCAGCGGGCGCACGGUUCAUCUACUCACGAGUAGUCGGGCUGGAUGCAGUGUAUGCUCAUGGGCCUAUCCAUUACCCUAUUGAUAUUAUGAUACUUUACACCCAACCAAACCCAAGCAUCAAGUACGAAUACUUCACCGAAUCACAGUCUGGCGAGCUAGACGCUGAAUCGAUUACACGAUCAACCCCUGAAAUACCCUCAACCAUUUCCCCCAAACAUACCCGAAGGCAUCACAGUCUGGACGCGUUUCCUAGACCUGCCAAUGUACCGCGAUACAAGAAUGUAAAUGUUAUGCAAGAUGCAUUUUCGGGGGAGGAGUUCGAAGAAAAUAUUGUUGGGGAUAGAAGAUUUAUCUGGAAAAUACUCUCGUAUACCCAGUGUUCGAGAAGUUGUGGUGGAGGAUUCCAGGUAGGAAAAUUCCGCUGCGUUGAAGCUAGCAGUACUGGUGACCGAGAAGUAGCUUCGGUGCAUUGCACGGGCUCCUCGCCCGCAAGCAGACGACGACGGUGCGGCAACGUGCCGUGCCCGCCGCGGUGGCGCGCCGCCGCCUGGUCGCCGUGCCCCGCCUGCGGGCCUGCCACAAGGACGAGGAUCGUUGGCUGUGUCCAGGAUCAUUCAAGAGGCAUUACAAAAAUAAGCGAUCAAAAAUGCCCAUCACCAAAACCAUCGACAACAGAACCUUGCGAUAUCCCCGACUGUCCUGAUGUAAGGCAAGUGGACAGACGGGUAAAACGACCUCGCGAACAUGUUGACGCGUUCCACGAAGGACCGGUGUAUUCCGUCGCCGUUAACGGGUCUGAGGAUGAAAUUGGCCCGGAAUACAACUUCAAUGCGGCUGCUAGUUGGCUGUUUACGGAAUGGUCGGAGUGUGUAGGCUGGUGUGUUGGCGGUGGUUUACAAACCCGUGGAAUCCGAUGCUCGGAUCCAUCGGGUUGCACCCCUAUGAGAUCUCCCGAUGCAUCGCGAUCGUGCAGUCCGAAGAUAUCGUGUGAAGCUCAGGAAGGACAUUGGUUUACUGGCGAAUGGUCUCAAUGUUCCUCAUCUUGUAAUGGGAAGCAGAUACGUGGAGUCCUGUGUAUAGGAGGCACUGGUAGGCACCUGAAAGAUUCUGGAUGCAAGACGCCGAGGCCGGCGCACGAGAGAGACUGUGAAGACAAGUGCACGCCUACUUGGUACUUUAGCGAGUGGAGUCAGUGUAUUUCCAACUGUUCGUCCAACACUGGCGUCCAGCGGCGUACCGUGUGGUGCGCGCGCGGCGCGGGCGCGGCGCGCGACGACGUGUGCGUCACGGCGGGCGCGGGCGAGCGUCCACCGGCGCAACGAUCGUGCACUCCGCUGUGCAGUGCAACAGUACCGCCGGAGUUUAUUGAUUCUCAAAAGGUAGCCAGAAGUGAUACGACAACAAGUACUACUACAACUACAACUUCAACGGAAGGCACUACCACGCAGCAACACGAAGCAAAAGAUUGCGAAGAUAAGCUCAGUAACUGCGCCUUGGCGGUGCAGGCGCGUCUCUGCCACUACAAGUACUAUAUACACAACUGCUGUUAUUCUUGCAAAGGACGGUAGAACGGCAUUUCGCC
Molecule: messenger RNA, 2559 nt
Organism: Cydia amplana
Lineage: Eukaryota; Metazoa; Arthropoda; Insecta; Lepidoptera; Tortricidae
Product: thrombospondin type-1 domain-containing protein 4-like
Exons: 16
Coding region: 161-2545 (794 amino acids)
Biological process (GO): extracellular matrix organization
Source: RefSeq, a predicted model, not a curated record